CAAAGUAACAUGUAUGUAUUAAAUUGUACAUCUACAAUUGGGUAUAUGCUUUUCUUUUCUAUGUAGAGCCCCAUGCUCCUAGCGUCCAGUUGGUAUGGUGGCCACCACUGCCUCGGAUCAAACCUCCCGCGCCCAUGCUCUGGCGCGAUUGGGCUUUUAAAUCGACCUCUACUGGUCUCGAGGCUCCGGUAGCACCUUGCUGCAGCCAUAGUUCGCGGUCAAUGGUUGCUGUGGCGGGUAUUCGGAGCUGACAUAGCAGACUGGCUCCAGCCCAUGCACCAACCGAGUGAAUGGCGCGCAUCUGGCCCUGGAAUACAGGCGGCGCAUUCUUGUUGCGCGCAAGCUUGGCUUCAAUGGCGUCCACUUCAGCAACCGUUGCUAUGGAGCUUGGUCGUGAAGAGGACGUGCUGCCGUCGUCGCUUCCAUCGGUAGAACCCGUGAUAGAGACCUCGCUGGUUCGCGAUAUCGCACUGCUUCUCUGGAGUCGUAACUUGUUGCGCAGCAGGUCGGCGCUUUUACCGGAUACAGGCGUCCAGCUUCUGUUUUCCACAAUCGCCGUGACCUCGUUCAGUGCGCGCUCCUUGAUGCCGAGGAUGUUGGAGCAGCCACCUGUAAAGACGAUACGGGACAUGCAUACGGCGCGGACAUCCAUUGGGAGCUGUAAAAGGUGCUGGUAGAUGAGUAGAUGCAACGGCAGCUCGUCAUCGUCAAAGUUGGAAAGGGAUGAGGAUGUCGAAUCAAAGUAGUUGUCGUCGCAGAUAUCAGCUAACCUGUCAAACGGUACCUCUAAUGUAGUUGGGGGAGUCGUCGACUGUAAGGGGAUGUGUGCGGAUUUGCUUGAUUCUGGGCCAGGAGCUUCGUUCUCGUCUUGCUCCACGACGGUAUCAAGUUGUGUAGACUGUCGCUGCGAUGCUUUAAAGGCGGAUGACCUGCACCACAUCAAUCGACACACUAUAUCCUCGCACUCCUCGAAGCUGAUUGUUCUCGACUGGCCUUCCUCCUCAUCUUUGCCAGUAUGUAAUUUAUAAAGAGCCUUGUAAAGUUUGUCGACAAGCAGCUUGCCGCCUCGGACGCUGCGACUUGUCUUGACCUCGCGGUACUCAUAGACACUGGUAAUGACGGUUUCGGUCCAUCCCAUGUCGAUGAUGAGAGCUGAGCGAACACCGGCACCAACGGCAGUCAUGGUAGCAGACGACAUUAACGAUAUGAUGGGUGUGAGAAAGUAUUGAAACAUAAUGUCGAGAACGGUAGAGAGGAGGGGUAUGGGGACAUCGGAGUCGAGAAUGAGGCCGGCACGCCGAGGUCGUGAAUCGAUAAGGAGAUAUCUAGUCUAGUUAGUAUUCUGUUCCUAGGGUUUGAAGCUGAAGGCGCACUUUGUGAAUGCUUCUCGCAGCAUGCUUUCCAGUCUGUCCUUGACCCAGCCAAGAUCCAAGUCUCGUAUAUCAUAACGCCAUAUCUCGUGCUGUGUAGUCCAUGACUCGGCCGGUGAUGCUUGUUGACCUUGCCAUUGUCGGAAAUCGCCAACUCUCCUUUGGCCAUCACGGCCGCAUGACAGUGUCGUCUUGGGUUGUGCGUCACCAGCAAAGCCAACCUUGACAUGGCGCGAGCCAAUCUCAAUCAGAAUGAAGUCAUCAUCAGCUCUGAUGGCUGCUGGAGAGCCAAACGAGGCGGAUAUCGUGCGAGGGGGCGUGGAGGGGCCAGACGGGCUGUGCGUUCCAGACGUCGAGCGAAUGUUGGAGACGCUGCGGUGGGCCAGCGCAGGCCCUGAACCGCUGGACAUUUUGUGUGAUGCUGCAGGAUUCGACCAACAAGAUAAUUAAGGUGCUCUAGUUUAAGGUGACGGCAUUCUCUGGUGGCUGGCUGCUGGGUUUGUUUGUUUGCUACUCGUGUGUGGUGAUGUUGAAACAAUGGGGCUACUGCUUCUGCUGCCGUUGGAUGGUUCCCCCCUGGAAAGCCACUGAAGCGUUAGCGCCUACAACGCGCUAAAUUAAGUGGGUGGCAGCUAACCGCGUCGCAGCGUAUUUGUUUGGUUCCCCUCCACAUCAACAAAUUCACGAUUGCGUUGCCUGCUUUUCCCACGUUGACCGGCGUCUUUACGAUGAAAACGGCGUCAUGGGAAUCAAGGGAAUCUACUCGGAGCUAGGCCCCGGUCAGCGGGUGGCCAUGGCCAAGCUUGCCUCCGAUACAUUGGAUAAAGAAAAGCGCCCGUUGCGCAUGGCGAUUGAUGUUGCCAUCUGGCAGUAUCAGACUUUAUCUGGCAAAGGUGGCACAAACCCCGCGAUCCGAACCUUCUUCUACCGACUUGUCCGACUGCUUGCCGCCCCGAUCCAGCCCGUAUUUGUCUUUGACGGGCGUCUGAAGCCUGCGAUAAAACGAAACAAGAGAUCCGGUCUUGGAGAUGGUGUCGCUACAUCGCUUGCUAAGCGCAUGAUUCGCCUCUUUGGUUUCGCUUCCCACAUGGCGCCAGGCGAGGCGGAAGCCGAAUGCGCGCUCCUCCAGCGCAAUGGUGUCGUGGAUGUUGUUUUGAGUGAAGAUGUUGAUACCAUCAUGUUUGGUUGCACAAAGACGUUGCGAAAUUGGUCGGCAGACGGAAAGGGCUCCAGGCCGCCGACACACGUCUCCGUCUACGACACCACCCAUCAAUCCAUUGUUGACACAGGUCUAGACAGAGAGGGUAUGGUUCUUGUUGCUUUGAUGAGCGGUGGUGACUAUUGCCCAGAAGGUAUUCCUGGAUGUGGUGUCAAGAUCGCCGUGGAGGCUGCCAAGGCAGGCUUCGGCAAGUCGCUCUGCAAGCUCAAGACCGCCGAUAAGGACGGUAUUAAAGCAUGGCGCAAGAAUCUUGUGCACGAACUACAAACAAAUGAGAGCGGCUUCUUUCGCACGAAACACAAGUCGCUAACACUGCCACAAGACUUCCCAGAUAUGGAGGUCGUCCGCUUAUACACACAUCCGGCUAUUUCGCCUCAAGCAGACAUUGAAACGAUCCGCCAACGCGUCUUGCAACCUGGCAAGAUUGAACUAGAAGACUUGCGAGAAUUUACACGAGAAACCUUUGACUGGGAUUACCGUGGUGGAGCUCUCAAGUUUAUCAAAGUCAUGGGCCAUGCGAUGCUAGUACAAAGACUGCACCAAGGCGACGCUGCAGCCGCAGCUAGCGAACAGCUAGUCAAAAAGAUUGGCUCGCAACGAUUGCAUUUCAGCACAGACAACACAGCCGAGCUGCGAGUCUCGUAUAUACCUGAAGAAACGGUACCGAUUGACUUGAGCCAAGAGGUCGAAGAGACUGUAUCGUAUGCAAGGGAAGGUCUCGCGCUGGACGCGGAUGAAGAGCUGGACUCGAGCAAUGAAGCCACCCCAUCGUCUACUUUGGCGUCAGUAACCGCAGUCAAAGAGUUUGACCCGUCUAAACCAGAAGCAGUCUGGAUGCUCGAGUCUGUAGCCAAACGAGGCGCGCCGCUCGCCUUCCAGGCAUUUGAAGAAGCCGAGCUACUCAAAGCCUACCGCAAAGCAUCGCCCAAGAAGCCAGCUGGCACAAAGAAGUCAGCCAAAUCAAAGUCCGACAUGCCGUACGGCGCCAUUGAAGCACACGUCCGAACCACAAAGCGGGUAGACAGUACAAUCGCCGCUGCAGAGCCGAAGCUGCCCAGCUCGCCACGAUCUCCAAGUAAGCAGCGAAUUUCAAAGACGCCCAAGCCGUUGUCUCCCACAUCGCCAAAGCGCUUACACCCUCCGCCUAGAUCUGCCGCCCCCUUCUUGCCCUCCAGUCCUCCAAAGCGCACCACCAAAGCCGCUGCUGCCACCCCAGACUCUGUCAUCAUCCUCUCGUCCAGCCCUGCCGCCGCGGAUCCUGCCUCCCCAGCGGCGCCGCCGGAAUCUCCGACCCGUCAUCCUCGGCCAGUUCCCGCUCAGUCUGCGCCGGUGCCUGGGUCUGUACAGUCGAUUCUUUCCGAGAGCGCUGGGAAGGCUCCGGUGAGCAAGACGAAGCCGUGGAUAGUGAAGAGGGUGCCGCAGCCGCAGACAAAGGGGAAGAUGACGCAGACGUCAUUGGAUGUAUUUGCAAAGAAGAGUUCUGCAACUGCUGCAGCGACUGUGCAAGAUAAACCGGUAGUGUCUACUAGACUCACUGCUCCCCCGAGGACAGUCAUUGACGACUCUGUGUUUGACAGCGCCUCUGAUGGUGAAGAUCUACCGGCUCUGCCUGCAGACGUUGCAGUCAAGGAGUCGCCCAAGAAGACGACACCACCACCAAGCAAAAAGCUCUUGUUCAUCCCGGACCCCAAGACAGGGAGGUUACGGGAAGUCGAGGUUGAUGAAGACGAACGAGCGCGUCUUGAAAAGCAGCUGGGCAAAAGCAAAGUCACUCGAUACAGCGACGUUUCUGUCGUUGAUUUAACAGGCGAAUGAAGCUCCCUUUUAAAAUUUUCAUUUCAUUUUCAUAGCAUAGCGAGGUAUCCUGGGUUUUUGGUUUAAGCUAGGGGGGAUAUAUAUAUAAUGUACAUUUAUUCUAAUUCAUGACUUUUUGCUUUCAUCCAACCAUGCAUUAUAUACAGCAAUUUUCUGAGGAAGGCAGGAUAUACUAUCUAUCCAAUAUCUCUUCUUGAUUUUAUUACAAUUCCUCCUCCUGUUCCCUUUUGGGUAACUCAGCUGGUUCAUGGGCCAUCAAGUCCGGGUCGACUUCUGUGCCUAGGUCCCUGUCUUCCAGGAACCUUCGUCCAACAAGAUCGUCAGGUAGAUAUGUCUGAUUGACACGGCCAUCAACAUAGUUGGGCGGAUACUUGUAGUCCACGCCGCACCCGAGUUCGCGCAUCAAUCGUGUCGGGGCAUUGCGCAGAUGAAUAGGAACAGGGAGUGCCGCGACACCGGGUUCGCGGAGGGCGUUGAAGGCAUUGUUAAGGCCUCUGUACGCCCUUGUCGAUUUGGCCGCAAGACACAACGCAACAGCGCAAUGCGCGAGGGGGAUACGUGCCUCGGGCAUGCCAAUCUGCUGCGUGGCUGUGUAGGUCGACGUGGCCAGCGGGAGCAGCGUAUUAUCAGCAAGGCCGACAUCUUCUGAUGCAAUGACAACCAUGCGCCGCGCAAUGAAGAGCGGGUCUUCGCCAGACUGAAGCAUGCGAGCAAGAUAGUAGAGUGCCGCGUCGGGGUCGUUGCCGCGGACAGACUUGUGAAAGGCGGAUAUGGUAUCGUAGUGCUGAUCGCCAGCGCGGUCGUAGACAAGCGUUUUCGUUAGCGAAGACUUGAUUUCGUCCUGUGUGAUGCCUGGGCGGAUAGAUAACGAGAUGGAGAGGUCGAGGAGGUUGAGAGCGGUGCGGGCGUCGCCGUCAGCAAAGCGGGCGAGGUAAGCUAGAAAAGUGUCGUCGAGGAGCGAGGAGGGCGAGGAUGUCGAGGAGGCGAGGGCGCGCUGGAGGAUGGUGAUGAUGGCUUCGGUGGAGAGGGCUUGGAGGGUGAAUGUGCGGCAGCGAGAAAGCAGAGCAUUGACGACUUUGAAGGAUGGGUUCUCGGUGGUAGCGCCAAUGAGCGUCACGGUGCCGGCUUCGACAGGGCGCAGGAAGACGUCUUGCUGGGCCUUGUUGAAGCGGUGGAUCUCGUCGCAGAAGAUGAUUGUGCGGCGGCCGGUGAGGGCCAGGUCGUUGGCGGCUUCUUGGAAGAGCUUUUUGCAUUCGUUUACGCUGGACGAGGUGGCAUUGAUCUCGACGAAGCGGGCGCCCGUCUUUUCCGCCACACAGCGUGCGAUUGUCGUCUUGCCGGUGCCAGCUGGGCCCCAGAGGAUCAUGGACGGCACGCGGUCUGAUUCGAUGAGCGAGCGGAGCACGCCAUUGGGACCGACGAGAUCUUGGCCGCAGAUGUCGUCAAGAGUAUUGGGGCGGACUCGUUCGGCAAGGGGGGCCGUCUUGUUGGUUCGUGUCUUUUUGAUGAUGCGCCCGCCUUCUGCUGCAUCUGAUUGUUCUGUAGCUGUUGUAAAGUGCCCGUUUGUGUGUUCGCCGCCAUUUGUUUCUGUUGAUGCUGAAGCUACUGUUAGAGCUGAGCCGGGUCCUUCGUCAAAGGUUCGCUUCUUUGUGCCGUUGGUAGUGGCCCCGAGCGAGAUGUUGACAAUGGGCGUGACGAGGGAUGCGGUUGCAUCUGUAGAACUGUUUUGUCGUUUAGGCGCGGGUGUCGAGAAGAAGCUAGAAGCACUGCGUUUGGGUUGUGAGGAGGUAUUGCUGUUUGAUUGCGGGGGUGCGGAUGGUGGCGACUCCUUGUCGACUAUGAAGCUGGUGCAUCCCGAGUCGAUGUGGCUGUUGAUCUCGGACGACUUGACGGGUUUAUUGCAUAUUGGGCAAUCCACAGCCGCCAUUGUGGCCAUGUGUGUGUAUUGUUGUUGUUGUUGCUUGUUGAGUAACAAAGAAAUAAAAUAGGGGCAAAGCAAGGUUAGUGUGGUUGAGGUGUGAUUGUGGUGGUGGUGAUGUCGUGUGCUGUGUUUAAGCGCCCGCAGCUUUUUUUUCUUGGUCAGCGGGAGACGCG
Messenger RNA from [Torrubiella] hemipterigena, 6498 nucleotides. The record is from the annotation of a GenBank genome assembly. NCBI's taxonomy places the organism in Eukaryota, Fungi, Ascomycota, Sordariomycetes, Hypocreales, Clavicipitaceae.